GCGAAGGAUUAAACAUACCUGUUAAACCAAGGAAGGGGGAAGCGGUCAGCUUGAAUGAAAUUAGGAUCUAGGAGUGUUAUAAUUCGAUCAAUGCGCAUAUAUUUGCACCCUUUCUUCCUCAUAAGAAAAUAGGAUUUGAUGGCGAAUAUGGAGUUGAAGACUGCCUAUGGAUUUAAUGGAAACAAUAUAUUACAUAAUGCUGUGGAUCCUGAUCUUGGAUGUGUGUGGACUGAUGGAGAAGGUGUUUAUCUGAGUACAAUAUCAGACAGUGAAUCUCAGAUACCAUCAAUGCAUGAGACAAAAACACUUGGAAAAUUCAGUGAUGUUACAGGAUGUUCAUGGAGUCCAUGUCAAACAAUGGGAACACACUACCUAGCCGUGCAACAUAAGACUUGUGCAGUCAUCUGGGCAGUAGAAUCAAGGACGUCUGUCAGCAAUGCUGAGUUCAGGAAAUUACACACAAUAGAGCACAGAGAGCAUGGAAAAGGUUGUGUAUGGCACCCAAGCCUGCCACUCAUUGUAGUCUUCACCAAGUCACAGGUCAUCCUCUCCACCAUCAAGAGUGGAAAGACUAGUACUGUCUUGGACGAUGGACUGGACAUAACUGCUGCAUGCUGGACACUGGAUGGAUGUCACCUGAUUCUGUCUGAUGGUAAUCAACUCAAAAUUUAUGGAAUGAAUACUGAAUCUGAGGCUGUUACGAGCAUGGAGUCAACCUUCAUGGAAAGAAACAUUGGUUCUGUGUGCUCUCUGAUGCCCAUCUCAAAUCACAUCAUUGCCAUCGCAACAGAACUACCACUGCAUAAGAUAGUCACUGAGCUCUCCGCUGACCUGUUUUCACCAGACAUUGCAGGGAAUGAUUUCAAGGGGAAGGACAUUGCUAAAAGUUCUCAUUCUGUGGAUUGUGAGAACAGGUCCAGUUUGCCUCUUAGUCCCAGCCAUUCCAGUUUGGACCAUGAAAUAAAGAAACUGAAUGCAAAUGGUAACCUUGAAACCUCUCAUACCAAAGGAAAUAAAGUAGAUUGUUCAUCUUCCACAGAACUAGAUACUGGUGAUAAUUUAUUGCAAUCCCCUAAUCAUAGAGGUAGCCAUGGCAACUGUUCUACAGAAGAUGGCAAAUCUCUUGCAAGCAGGAUAGUGGAGGAAGCAUUGAAAAAGAAGACAGGGCCGAUAGACAUGAUGGACAUUCUGGCUCUGACCAAAGAAUGUAAAGUGGGUGAUGUUGCUGAUAAUACAACUAGGAAUGUUGAAAGGCACAUGGAAAGCAACGGUACUACUCUCAACAGUACUAAUUUGGAUGAAACAAAGGAUCGUCCAAAGCCAAUGGCUCCUGCCUGUCCUGCCAUGAACAUCCAUCAGGUCAGGACCAGUAUCUACCAAGCUGAAUCUAGUGAAGAAAAGCCACACUAUCACCUGACCAAAGACUUGAAAUCACAAAGUACCAAUGUGGAAAGCAUCUGUAUAGGAGGAAGCAAGAUUCAGUUUUUGAAUGGUAGGAAGGAAAACGUGUCUUCAAAUGACAGUGGAAACAAAAUGGUGGAUCUGACUCACUUGAAAUCACAUGGUACAUUCAGAGUUCCCCAGUUCAAGCAGGCAAGAGAGCCAGGAGCAGAAAGCUGUGCAAGAUUGACUUUACUUGAUGUAAAGAGCAAGAAGUUUAUUUCUCAUAUUGAUCUACAUGGUAUUAUCACACCUUCUAUCAUACAUUAUCAAGCAAGUAGAAGAGUAAUAAUCAUCGCUAGUCACAGCAAAAGAACACUCUCCCUGUUUUCUUUCAAUAAAUCUACAUUACAGAGGUUGCCACAAACAAUUGAGCUUGGUGAGACUGAGAGGCCUGUGGGUGUGUGUUCCAUACCUGACAUAGAGGGCAGUAUUCUAGUCGCUGUGACAAUGCCCAUUUCAGAUGAUGGUUCUUUCAGGGGUGUUCUUCCAUCUUCUCAGGAGGAAAGGCUUCUAUCUCUCAAGGUUGUUGAUGUACCUACAGGCCAAUCUACAAGUGCCAAAGCUGUUGAUAGCACAUCAUCCUAUCAUGAAGGAGCAACCUCACGUCCAGGAGAUGCUGAUGAUGAUGGUCUCCAAACACUGCUCCUACCUGGAGGAUUGCCAUUCAAUGCAAAUGGAAAAUUCCUGGGGAAGAGGUUAGGGAUUGAAGUGCUAGAAGAGGAUAAUGAACAUGAUGAUGUGUUAAAAGACCCGUUAAGUGGGCGGAAGUUAGACGUGCCUCCGAAAGAAACCCACAGUUGCUUGUAUCCAACUCCUGAAAAUGCUGCAUAUGUUACACUCAGGUUAAUCAGGGAUGGCCAGGUCUUCCAGAAAUGUUUCCUCCUUCAGUCCGGCUUGCUUCCUCUUCAACCAAUACUUGAUGUCUUCCACCUGAAACAGGCUGAAUUCAAUGUUGGAUCUCGCUGGAUUGUUCUUUCAGCAGACACAGAGGGCGUAGUUCCACUUAAAUUCAAUGCAGGAUCAUCCUAUGAUAUCCGUGAAGCUGCUCUGUCAAACUCUUCAAGAUAACACCAUCUUUAUCAUAAAACCUCAUCAUCUUUAUCAUUUCCCCCUUGUCAUUAUAAUGAUUGAGAUAUACAGGUGAACUAUACAUCGGUGUAUAACUUUACAUCAUAUUGAGGAAUGCUAUAUUGAACACAAAUUGAUUUCAGUGUAAUAAAAUUUUCCCUUCUCAAGAAAACGAUUGGGAUGUACAAUACAAAUAAACUAUACACUGGUGUGUAUCACUACAUCUACUUGUGGAGUGCUAUGGGUUGUUAUCCCAUUUAAUUUCAGUACGAUAUUUUUUUCCAUGAUCAAUAUAAUGAUGGGGAUUUACAGAUGAAUUAUUCGCUGGUGCAUACACUAGCCUAUGUUACACGCAUCUCGUUAUAUGCCUCAAUGGGCUGAUAUGGUGAAUCUCAUAUAUGAUAGAGUUUGGUUUAGUUUAACCAGACAGCCAGGAAAUUGUAGAAGCUUGUAUUAAAGUAAGCUAGCAUCUAGAGGACUGACUGUUUCACAUCAUCUCCAAAAGAACUAUCUUACCAAACAGCACCAGUGCAUACAUUUCGUGUCAAAGUCAGAACGUCAAAUUAUGAGAGCACAGGGAAUAGUUUUCCUGGUAUUGCAUUGCGAUUUUCUCCACAUUUUUUAUGACUGCUACACAAAAUUUAUUUUGUGUAGCAAUUAUUUUGCAGAGGAAUGAACAGAACAGUUGAAAGCUUUUACCUUACAACCAAGUGGGUGUUUCCAAGUUAGGAAUUGCUUUACACAUGACUUGUGACCGUUUUUCAUGCUGAAUGAUCUAGGUAUCCCUUUGUAGCUGACAUAGCACAUGUCCCAGUCAUACGUGCGUAUCUUACCGAUCAGCUUUAUAAAACUCCCACCAGAUAUGCUUAUCAAAUUUGAGAAGUAAAAAUUUUUCCCGGACCAUUACUCUACCUGAUAGGCAAUCACAAAAAUGUCCUAAUAUAUAAUUUUGACAGCCUAUCUGAGGGAAUAAUGGAAUUUACAUGAUUAUUUCCAUUGUUUCUUUACAAUUAUUCAGGUCAAUGUUAAUGACAUAAUGUACUAGUAUCAUAAAAUCAUUUCACAAAGCAUCUUGACAGCAAUUUUCACUGAUGAUGUUGCUCUGAGCCUAUCAGGUGCUAAGAUUUCAUGAGUUUGUAAAAGUUGAGAAGGAACUCAUCUGAGGAAUUGCUUUAUGAAAUGCCCCCCCCACCCCCACUCAUAAAUUUACUGUGUGUAUAGUAAGAAGAUUAUGACCAUAUGCAGGGCUGAGGAAAGGUUUUGAAAGUGGGGGGGGGGGGGGGGGCUGACCAUGCAAAAAAUCACAAUGAGAUGGUAAUUUUUACGUUUUGUACACGGUUUUUGAAAAAAGUGGGGUGGGGGCUGAAGCCCACCCAGUGGGGAUUCAGGGGCCCAGGGCCCCUGCACAGUGUGUCCAUGGUGCUCUUUCUCAUGAAACUUGGAAUGCUCAGAUUCAAUGUCAAAUUUGCUGUCAGCCAAUUAAGUGUCUCCAUUUCAGUAGUUUAUGACAGAAGUUUUUAUCUGACAUUACCAUCAAGUUUUAUGAAACCAGGAUAUUGAAUCAAUGUCUGUUUAAAAAUGAAUCGCGAUCCAGUUUUUUAAGGUCAUUUUAACCAUCAGUAUUACUUGUUAUCUAUUUAAUCAAGAAUAAAGUUUUUUAUUCAGGUCACUCUUAAAUGAUUGCAUAUUUGAAGAGGAGAUGAACAAAAUUGCCUGCUAUCAUUCAGCAAUAAGUUUGAUUAGAUUAUACAAUAAGUCUAUUCAACAAUUGUUAAUUCUGAUAAUACAGUAAAAUUAGACACAUUAAACAAUUUGAUGCAGGUCGAUAUAAUCAAAACAGGAAUUUAAUCAGGGAGUUGUGAGGAACUUUUAUUUACUGGUAAAUUAAAAUUGUUUCUUGAAAUGAUAUGUGUUAUGCUGGCAAUGUGUAAAUUCUCCUUCUACUUACUGUUAUUGUAUGUAGUUAUGUGAGGCAGGAUAUGUUGCAAUAUAAGGGAGAUGCUAUUUCAACAUCAAAUACUUGUACAUGUAAUUAAUAUCUGAAAUUUUUAAUGUAUGGAAUGAGUGCUUAAAAUGUGAGAGAAAAGUUACCCUGCAAUGUCAUUUUCUCACAGAUUUACAAAAAAAAAACUAAUGUGCUAAUGUUGUUUCAAAGAUUUUCCAUCAAAAUAUGAAAUCAUGUUUUUGUAUGACUUUAAUAGUAGUACUUUAUGACAGAGAAUAACCAGCUGAAAUUGACUCUUGAGAAAGUCUGUAUAUUCUAAUAAAGUGCCAAAAAUAGAUAACAACUAAAA
Molecule: messenger RNA, 4805 nt
Organism: Lytechinus pictus (painted urchin)
Lineage: Eukaryota; Metazoa; Echinodermata; Echinoidea; Temnopleuroida; Toxopneustidae
Exons: 13
Coding region: 139-2511 (790 amino acids)
Molecular function (GO): kinase binding
Source: RefSeq, a predicted model, not a curated record